This is a messenger RNA of Saccoglossus kowalevskii, 1655 nucleotides long. RefSeq names its product 3'(2'),5'-bisphosphate nucleotidase 1-like. Gene Ontology annotation, biological process: phosphatidylinositol phosphate biosynthetic process. Lineage: Eukaryota; Metazoa; Hemichordata; Enteropneusta; Harrimaniidae. The record is from RefSeq and is a predicted model, not a curated record. Gene Ontology annotation, molecular function: 3'(2'),5'-bisphosphate nucleotidase activity.
CUUUUCGCUGGUCACACGUGUUAGAUUUGCCUUUCGCUGGAUGCUAUCACUGCGUUUGGUGUUGUUGAGUUAAUGCUGCGUACUUUACCCGCUGUAUUCAACAUCUCUUCUCGAUCGCUGAAAAUAAGCUUGUGCACAUUGGGUCCAUUUCGCCUCUGCAGCAUUUCCACGCAAGUUCACCGAAAUUCACGCUACAAGAUGGCCAGCGACGCACCACUACUUAUACAGCUAGAAGCCGCUUCGGUGGCAGUUGCCAAUAAGGCCGGGGAAAUUGUUAGAGAUAUUAUGAAGAAAGGGGAACUUGGAAUUAUUCAAAAAACACAUAUCAAAGAUCUCCAGACAGAGGCCGACCGUAAAGUCCAGAUGUGUAUAGCGACAUCACUUGGGAGACAAUUUCCCGGUAUUACAAUUAUUGGAGAAGAGGAAAUGGAAAAGUGUAAUGAUGAAAACCUUGUGUACAAUGGUAAAUCAGAUGAAGUGAUGGCAUGUGCUAGUAAAUGCCCGGAUCAAUACAAGAAUGUUAAACCAGAACAGAUUGUUGUAUGGAUUGAUCCUUUAGAUGGAACUCAGGAGUACAUUGAAGGACUACUGGACCAUGUGACUGUACUUAUUGGUAUUGCUGUUGAUGGCCAAUCAGCUGCCGGCGUUAUACAUCAACCAUAUUUCAACUACAAUGUCAAGGGCGACGAUGUUAAAUUAGGGCGUACUUGUUGGGGAAUCAAAGGACUUGGAUCAUAUGGUUUUACACACAAACCACUGCCAAAAGAUAAGACAAUCAUCACCACUACUCGAUCUCAUCCAACCCCGACUGUACAAGAAGCCAUCGACUCCUUCAAACCGGAUGAAGUUCUCAGAGUGGGUGGAUGUGGACAUAAGGUUAUGAUAGUCCUUGAAGGAGAUGCACACGUGUAUUUGUUUGCUAGUCCAGGAUGCAAAAAGUGGGAUACCUGUGGACCCCAGGCUAUAUUGGAAGCUGUAGGAGGAAGACUGACAGAUAUCCAUGGUAACAUCCUGGAAUAUCACAAAGAUGUUCAGAAGCCAAACACAGCUGGUGUUCUAGCAACCUUUGAGAAUCAUGAUUACUAUCUGAAAAACAUUCCCCAGGGCAUCAGAGAUCAAUUGAAAGUAAAGCUGUGAACAUAAUGAAGCUGAAUAUCUAAUAUCAUUCAUCAUUUUACUAAAUUUCAUUAAUUUUAAGGACAAUUCUUUGCAAAUGAUUUGUUUUUUUGACAUUCCAUAUGCUGCAUUUUUCGUUCCUCCUUUAUUGAAAAUAAACAAACCCAUGUCUAAUCCAUAGACUCGUAGGUUGUGAGGUGAUGUUAGCCACCUUGUCCCCUAAGCUUAUAUGUUAUGUUCUUGGAUCCUUGAAUGUUGUAAAUGAAGUGAAACAAUAAGGACAAUUCUUUGCAAAUGUUUUUGUUGACAUUCCAUAAUGCUGCAUUUUCUCUUCCCAUUUAUUAAUAAAAAAAAAAAAAAGUAACCCCAUUUCUAACUCAUGGCCUUGUAAGUCGUGAAGUGAUGCUGGCCACCUUGCCUCUUUUUCAUGUCCAUUUCUUGGACCCUCGAAUGUUGUAAAUGAAGUGAAACGAUGCGUGUAAAAAAUUACCUUAAUGUCCGAUUAGACAUUGGGAAUUAAUAAAUUACAUUAAUACCUA